AUGGGCCAUUCCACCGGCAGUCAAUGUGUGAUGCAUUAUCUAUACCGACCAAACCCUCAUAUAAGCACACCAUCCUUUGACCCCGAUCUCGAGCACGUCAAACGCCAAGUUCUCGACGGAGCCAUUAUGCAAGCACCGAUUUCUGACCGCGAAGCAAUUCUCUGGGUCUUAACCGAAGGGAUUGGGGGCAAAUCCCCGAACGAAGUUCGAGAAAUCUAUGAAAAGGUAGAAACAAUGGCAAAGGAAGCUGAUCGUGAGAACAAAAAAUCAAAUUCGCCUUUUGAUACUCUUCUACCUAUAUCGAUGACCUCUCAGAUUGGUUAUCCAGCCAACACUCCACUCAGCGCUCGAAGACUGUUAAGUCUCGUGAGCCCCGAAAGUCCCCAGUCGCCUCGCGAAGAUGACCUCUUCAGCUCUGAUUUGGGCCACGAGCAGUUAGAAAAGACAUUUGGAAUGAUUAGGCAUCGCGGCUUGUUGAAAAACAAGUUGCUGGUCCUAUAUUCCGGAGCUGACCAGGCAGUCCCAGAUUGGGUUGACAAGGAGAAAUUGUUACUGAAGUGGAGAAAUGUCACUGACCAUAAUGGUGAAACCCAAAUUUGGGAUCAACAUCACAGCGGUGUCAUUCCAGGUGCUUCUCACGCGCUGAGUAACGAUGAUCAAGCUGAGCCACGAAAGGAUUUAGUCAGGAGAGUUCUAGGGUUUUUGCACGAUUUAGAGAAAGUUUAA
This is a messenger RNA of Talaromyces atroroseus, 726 nucleotides long. RefSeq lists its product as hypothetical. The transcript has a single exon. Lineage: Eukaryota; Fungi; Ascomycota; Eurotiomycetes; Eurotiales; Trichocomaceae. The record is from RefSeq and is a predicted model, not a curated record. The coding region runs from base 1 to 726 and encodes 241 amino acids.